Molecule: messenger RNA, 588 nt
Organism: Triticum dicoccoides
Lineage: Eukaryota; Viridiplantae; Streptophyta; Magnoliopsida; Poales; Poaceae
Product: heavy metal-associated isoprenylated plant protein 39-like
Exons: 3
Coding region: 1-381 (126 amino acids)
Molecular function (GO): metal ion binding
Source: RefSeq, a predicted model, not a curated record
AUGGCCGCCAUGAAGGUGGUGCUGAAGCUGGACCUGCAGCACGACGACACGCGGAAGCGCAAGGCGAUCAAGGCCGUCUCCACUCUCUGUGGUAUCGACGAGAUCGUCGUGGACAUGAAGGACGACAAGAUGACGGUCGUGGGCAUGGUCGAACCCGUCGACGUCGUCCGCAAGCUGCGCAAGCGCUUCUGCACGGCGCAUAUGGUCUCCGCCAGCCCGGUCAAGGAUGAAGGCAAGGACGGCAACAGGAAGAGUGCGAGCACGGCCGGCCCAGUGCACCUGUCGUGCUACCCGCCGCACUGGUGCCCGCCGCCUCACCACCUGAACCCGUGCUACCUCGUCCACACCGAGGAGGACCCCAACGCGUGCGACAUCUGCUGAUCGACGCACAUUUCUGCACCCAGCCUGCAAUCCAGCCGAUUGAUUGGGACUCAUCAGCCUACCUCUUGCACCGGGGAUCGACGGUGUGCGUUAUAUAUAUGGCCGUGUGACUGUGACUGUGUGAGGCUGUGAUUAUAUAUAUACGGCCGUGUGAGCUAGAUAGUCACCGGUUAUAUGGCAGCUAGCUGCCCAUCUGCUGGGCGCCUG